UGGGACACAAGCAAAUGACUGCAUUGCAUUUCUUGUGUAAUCAACACCAGCGAGUGAUCUACAAGGGGUUGCAGCUCUCUCAAGGAGUGCCAUUGCUUUGAAGAACCUGUACUUAAAACUGGAGUGUCAGUGACACACUCAACGGACCCCAGCAUUUUACAGACAGAAAUGCUACUGAGCAUGUUUGUUUUCAGCCAAAAGUCUACAAGUGGGACUUAAUGAUUGAUGAGUGACUGCUGAUAAAGUUUCUCUACUAUUUUUCCUUUGUGUGUGUUGGACAUUCUUAAUUGUCCCCCACCACUUUCAAAAACAAAAAACAAACAUUUCCUUUCCAGUUGGAAUUAUUUUUUUCUGGUUAAUAUUUUUUGCUGUUCUUCCCUUUUCCCCUCAGUUUUUUUGAACUAACUUUGGCAUCAUUCACUUGACAGUAAUUUACAGAAGCUAAAUCAGCUCUUCAUCAUGGCUUUGAAUGUGGCUCCUGUCAGAGAUACAAAAUGGCUAACGUUAGAAGUGUGCAGACAAUUUCAGAGGGGAACUUGUUCACGCUCUGAUGAGGAAUGCAAAUUUGCACAUCCCCCUAAAAGUUGCCAGGUUGAAAAUGGAAGGGUUAUUGCCUGCUUUGAUUCCCUAAAGGGUCGUUGUACAAGAGAGAACUGCAAGUACCUUCACCCACCAACACAUUUAAAAACGCAACUGGAAAUCAAUGGCAGGAACAAUUUAAUUCAACAAAAAACUGCAGCAGCAAUGCUUGCCCAGCAAAUGCAGUUCAUGUUUCCAGGAACACCACUACAGCCAGUGCCCACAUUUCCAGUGGGUCCCACAAUAGGAACGAACACGGCUAUUAGCUUUGCUCCUUACUUAACACCAGUAACACCCGGAGUUGGCUUAGUCCCCACCGAGAUCCUACCCACGCCGCCUGUCAUAGUUCCUGGAAGUCCACCGGUCUCAGUCCCCGGUUCAACUGCCACCCAGAAGCUCCUCAGGACUGAUAAACUGGAGGUGUGCAGGGAGUUCCAGAGAGGCAACUGUGCGCGUGGAGAGACUGAUUGCCGCUUUGCACAUCCUGCAGACAGCACAAUGAUUGACACAAACGACAACACCGUAACCGCCAAAAUCAAAGCGGCGCAACACCAAGCCAACCAGGCUGCGGUGGCAGCCCAGGCAGCUGCGGCAGCUGCGACUGUGAUGACUCAGUCGACUGCCAAAGCAAUGAAGCGACCUCUCGAAGCAACUGUAGACCUGGCCUUUCCUCCUGGUGUUCUUCACCCUUUACCAAAGAGACAAGCACUCGAAAAAAGCAAUGGUGCCAGUGCCGUUUUCAAUCCCAGUGUCUUGCACUAUCAACAGGCUCUUGCCAAUGCUCAGUUGCAGCAACACGCAGCGUUUAUCCCAACAGGGUCAGUUUUGUGCAUGACACCCGCUACCAGUAUUGUACCCAUGAUGCACAACGCUACGGCCGCCACUGUCUCUGCAGCAACAACUCCUGCAACAAGUGUUCCCUUCGCCGCAACAGCCACAGCCAAUCAG
Tinamus guttatus (white-throated tinamou) is the source of this 1527-nucleotide messenger RNA. The record is from RefSeq and is a predicted model, not a curated record. Lineage: Eukaryota; Metazoa; Chordata; Aves; Tinamiformes; Tinamidae.